UGGUCAGCCUGGAGAACAGAAGGUUCCAGGGAGCCUUUGGUGCCUCUUCCAGUACUUAAAAGGGGCUUAGAAAAAGGCUGGAGGGGUACUUUGGACAAGAGCGUGUAGUGAUAGGACACAAGAAAAAUGGCUUAAACUGAAGGUGGGUAGAUUUAGAUUAGGUGUUUAGGAGGGAAUUUCUGGCUGUGGGUGUGGGCAGGCCCUGGCACAGAGCAGCUGUGGCUGCCCCUGGAUCCCUGGCAGUGCCCAAGGCCAGGCUGGACAGGCCUCAGGCCCUGGAGCACCCUGGAAUAGUGGAAGGUGUCCCUGCCCACGGCAGGGCUGGCACUGGGUGGUCAUAAAGUCCCUUCUACCCAGGGCAUUCCACGUCUCUAUGACUCUGUGCUGCCCCUCCCUGCCAUGCCAGCCCUCAGAACCAGCCCCUCUGUGACAGCGGCCCUGGCCCGGGCACUGUGAGCACCACGAAGGCUGUGGGUGCUGUGGCAGUGGCCACACCGGAGGUGACAGCUCUGCGCUGGCUCUGCCACCUGCGCUGGCACCAAUGGCUUUGCUGGGGCUGCUCGUGCUGCUGGCCCUGGCCGGGCCCGUGGGGGGCACCUGGGACACCUGCAGAAGAACCUGCAGGCUCCGGCCCAUGGCCUCUGACCACAGUUCCAUGACUUCUGCUGCUGGCACGUCCCAUGAGGGUGACACAAGUGUCCCCUCUGGGGCCUGGCCCAGCAUCGUCAGCAUCCAGGCCACCUGGGAGAAUGGCACGUGGCACAUGUGCACGGGUGUCCUCCUCAGCUCCCAGUGGGUGCUCACGGUCGCACACUGCUUUGCCAGGGCCGGGGGCAUCUCCACGUGGGACGUGGUGAUCGGGGCCACAGAUCUGACUCAGCCGGGCCCUGGGGCUAUGGUGAGACACAUCCAGAGGCUCCUGGUGCACCAGCACUACGUGGUUGCCACGGCCAGGAACGACAUUGCCCUGGUGGAGCUGGACCAGCCCGUGGAGUGCAGCGACUACAUCCAGCUGGCCUGUGUGCCCGACCCCUCACUCAGGGUCUCGGAGCUGAAAUCCUGCUACAUCGCUGGCUGGAACUUUGCCAGAGCUCAGGGAACAGGCAUGGUGCUGCAGGAGGCCAAGGUUCACCUCAUGGACACCGAGCUCUGCAACAGCAGCCGGUGGUACGCGGGGGCCAUCCACCCCCGCAACCUGUGUGCUGGGUACCCACAGGGCGGCAUCGACACCUGCCAGGGGGACAGCGGGGGUCCCCUCAUCUGCAAGGACAAUGUAGCUGACUACUACUGGCUGGUGGGAUUGAACAGCUGGGGAAGAGGCUGUGACAGAGCCAGGCACCCCGGGAUCUACACCUCCACUCAGCACUUCUACAACUGGAUCCUGCUCCAGACGGGCCUGAGCCCUGCAGAAAGAGCUGGUCCAGCACCGGGGCCACCUGUCACCUCGGCCCCCGAGAAGGAGCCUGAGGAACCAGAGGAACCAGAGGAAGAGAUCAACUUGACCCCUGAGUACAACAAGAAACCAGCAGUGACAUCCUCGGGCACGUCACUGCCCAUGGCAUUCCCACACCAGAUCCUGGUGCAAUUCUGGAAUCUGGUGCAGGAGUUCCUGCAGUUUUAGAAGGACAAAAAGCCUGAGCAGCAGCAGGAUGAGCAGGAUCCAGGGCUACAGUGGAUCACGGCAGCUCCAAGGCAGCCUUGGGGCCAGAGACUUCUCUGUCCUGCCCACGCUGCUGCACUGCAGCCACAGCGAUGCUGACGUGACUGAGGUGUUGAAGUAAAGUUUCUGUGUUCGCCAUUA
Zonotrichia leucophrys gambelii is the source of this 1801-nucleotide messenger RNA. RefSeq names its product acrosin-like. Gene Ontology annotation, biological process: acrosome reaction; proteolysis. The transcript has 5 exons. Gene Ontology annotation, molecular function: serine-type endopeptidase activity. The record is from RefSeq and is a predicted model, not a curated record. NCBI's taxonomy places the organism in Eukaryota, Metazoa, Chordata, Aves, Passeriformes, Passerellidae. The coding region runs from base 542 to 1621 and encodes 359 amino acids.